AUGCGCGUCCGUCCUGCCAUGUCUGCCACAGAGGAGCGCGGCCCGAUUCCAUGUGGCCAGGACGGAGCUGGUGGCUGGGCGGGUGGUGACCCCAGUCCCCUCGGGGUCCGCGCAUCCCCUUCGGGAGGGAUGGAUGGAGUUGAGGGGGCCGCGGCUUUUCCGGCCUCCCUGGAGCUCUCCAGAGCCCUUCACGGGGAGGAUGGUGGGCAGGAGGCCGCCCAGGCCGCAGUGGAAGAAGACUGGGAUGUAGAGCUGGUGGAGGAGGAGGAGGAGGAGGAGGAGGAGGAGGAGGAAGUGUUUGAAUUAGAGAUCGAGGACCAGGAGGAGGAUGAGUACCAGUCAGAAGAGGGAGACGAAACUGAGGAAGAGGUCGAGGAGGAGGAAGAGACAGAAGAGGAGGACGAGAAUGGGCACGAGGGCGCGGGAGUGGUCGCGGGCCACGGGGCCCCUACGGCGCAGUUUCAGUCCCUGUUCCGGGAUCUGGUCCAUUGCCGUGUGCACCACAGCCACUACAACGACCGUGUCCUGGUCGGGCCCCACACCGGCCGCGUGAUGGUCAGGCGCCACUCCCGACGGCCCUCGGACCCUGCAGAGGAUGCCGCGCCUCCUCAGGAGCAGGAAGACCUGGGAGAGGCAGGUGAGGUCUGGCGGGGCGAGUACCAGGCAGAGGGCAGCCCGCCCUGGGAGCCGCAGGAACCUGCAGAGGGGGCGGCAUCCCAGAAGGCAGAGGAACCAGCGGCGGCGGCCGAGUUCUGGGCGGGCGAGGUCCUGGCUGAUGCCUCCGAGUCGUGGGAGGCUGGGGCGUGUGGACCUGACGACGGGGCCGAGGCUGGCGAGGGGCGGCCCAGUCCCCAGGCCCUUGCAGCCCCUGCUGGGGCAUCGGCCUGA
Molecule: messenger RNA, 888 nt
Organism: Balaenoptera acutorostrata (minke whale)
Lineage: Eukaryota; Metazoa; Chordata; Mammalia; Artiodactyla; Balaenopteridae
Product: cancer/testis antigen family 47 member C1-like
Exons: 1
Coding region: 1-888 (295 amino acids)
Source: RefSeq, a predicted model, not a curated record